Moneuplotes crassus is the source of this 1363-nucleotide messenger RNA. NCBI's taxonomy places the organism in Eukaryota, Ciliophora, Spirotrichea, Euplotida, Euplotidae. The record is from the annotation of a GenBank genome assembly.
AAUAGAAUAAAUAAAAUAUAAUGCUUCCAUCAAUAACCCCGAAACCUCGAAGCACCUCUCUUAAUCCUCGUUUCUGCUCACCUUCGCGGUACAGGACUAACGUGAUAUGAGAUACGAAGAACAUUUUACAAACGAGCAGGAAGAACUUAGCUCUAAUGAAGAGGGAUCCUUUUAAGGUACAGAACAAGUUCCAUAACUCUUCAAUGGCAUCACCUAGCAUCCGCAAGGAUUAUUCUCCCAUCACUAAGCUAGCUACUUUGCCUCUGGACAAGAGGGUGGUUGACCUCAGAGUCGCCAUGAAGUCAAAUAGAGUCUCCCAACAGAUCCUUAAGAAGAGAUUAGCCGCUAAUAAGACAACUUUAAAUAGUAUGUGGAAAAGCAACAACCGGAGUGGAGGCUUUACUAAAAACUUCUUAGGCAGAAUGUACCAAGAUAAUUCUAUGAAUAAAGAGCUUAAGAGAGAUAUCACUUUGGAAAGAAUUCAGAAGAAGAUGGGUAAAAUUGAUACUCAAAGGCAACUAAUCCAAAACGAUAGAUACAAAAGACAAAAGAUUAUAGCUUUCUACAAAAAGAACUAUAAUAUAAAAAUAAAGAACACUGAUAUCCCAAUUGAGCGAUUAGAAGAAAUUCUCUGCACGAAAGUGACCAAGCAGAGCCAAUCUAAAGCUGCCUUGACCAUCCAAACUGCAUUUCGAAAGUACAUUGCCUUGAAACGGUUCAAAAUGUACAUCAAGAGAAGACUUGAUGCUGUCAUGUACAUCCAGAGAGUCUGGAAACGUUACAGGAUGAUCUCCAUGAUUCCUAAAGCAUGGCGCAAGUUCAAGAAUAAGCGUAUACUCCGCAUCCAGAAGUUCAUGAAAGGAUAUAUCGUUCAUAAAAGAACCUUUGAGACUCUCAGUAAGCUCAAGUUGACUCAAAACUUUGAGUAUUUUGGUCAGAUAAGACAUAAACUUUACGUAAACUCUCAGAUAAAGAUCAGGUAUUACUAUCUUAAGUGGAAGAAGAGGAUUGCCAUGAAGAAAAGGGCCUCGAUUAGAAGUGCCACAAAGAAUAAGAAGUUGAAAAUGACUCAUAAAUUUAAUAGCUUUAGGAAAGGAGCUGUUGUUUACAAGAAUCCUUCUAUACCAGCGUCUCCUGCAAAACUUAACUUGAACUCUACUCAGAAAGGUUCUAUAGGAAGUAGGAAGAUGACUAAUCUUGAAAGUCCGACCAUCAGGCCUACAGAAGUAGAAAACCCUGAUUCGCCUGUAAUAAGGAUGAACCCUGUCGGAUCUUUGUCAAGUCAAAAAGGAAUAGACAGCAUUAAUGAAGGAGAGGAGGAAUAGUCCCUUGUCUCCAUAUUUUGCUUAAGAUUUCAAUCUGG